Molecule: messenger RNA, 1365 nt
Organism: Acanthamoeba castellanii str. Neff
Lineage: Eukaryota; Discosea; Longamoebia; Acanthamoebidae
Exons: 12
Coding region: 1-1365 (454 amino acids)
Source: RefSeq, a predicted model, not a curated record
AUGGGAUCGGUAGAAAUCGUUCUCGGGCAGAGGACGAUGUGGAGGAUCCUCUUCCUGAUCUUCAUCACAUUCUUCUUUUUGUUCAUGCUGAUGUUCUUUUACAAGUCUGAUGUCAGUGGGUUAGAGCCGGUAGGGGACCGCCACGUUCCUCCCAUGCAGCAACACGGACGUGGCGAGGGCUCGUCGCAACAGAUCAACUGCGAAUCUCUGAAGAGCUUCAAGGAAUGCUCACAACACAGCGACCAAUGCACAGUCAUUGAGGGUGAGGUGUGCGCGGCUCCAGGCACAACUGACAAGGAGACCCUCUUUGGCUACUGUGUCAGUAACGUUGUCGCCGCCACGUAUGCCACUGUUAAGAUGAAGAUGGAGCCGAAGAUCCCCACGUGGAUGUCUUCGCAUCCCGACUACUCUGCUGUCUGCGCCCGUCCUGCGAACUCGCUUGGCCCCCUCGCGCGCUUCAAGAGCCUUAUCCCUCCCGGUUGGGUCCAGGAGAAGUGUGUUGGCUGCUGCGUGCCUCCUGAGCCGGUGCCGCAGAAGGAGGACGACUCCCUGGCCCUCAUCGUCUCGGUCUACAAUGAGCACUUGAGUUUGGAGAGCUCCAUGAAGUCGUGGAAGGCCAAUGGUCUUCUCGAGUACGUGCAGGAGGCCUACCUCUACAUCGACGGUGGAGACCCAGAGAUUCGAGAGAAGAUCGAGUCGGUGGGCAAGUCCUUUGGUUUCACCGUGAUGAACGAGGAGACCAACCUUGGCCUGGGCAAGGCGCUGGCCAACUUGAUGAGGGCUGUGAAGAGCCGCUUCGUUCUCUUCCUGGAGAAGGACUGGCAGCUCGUUGAGCCGCGCCAGACGGUGAUUGAGCAGCUUGACUUGGCCAAGCGUAUGCUAUUCGAUAAGCACAAUGGGUCGCGUGCCGACGUGGUCAAGUUCCGUUCGAGGUUGAACCACGGUCACCCCAACAUUCACCCGUCCAAGACCGAUCCUCCGCAGUGGGACGAUGACGCUGGCGUCAACAUGUGGCUGACCCAGCCGGGAUGGGAGCCUCAUCUGUUCUGUAACGGCUAUCACUACAAGAAGGACGACUUCCUCCUCUCCAACUAUCCUCACAGGAUGUGGAAGUGUGGGUGCGACUACAGUUAUUGGUGCUUCGAUGCUGGCCAGUGUGGAUGGACCAACAACCCCAUCAUGUACAACCGACAGUGGUGGACCGACACUUUCUACGAGAUCUCGCAGAAGGACUGGAACAGGAUUUUUGAAGCGGGCACCUACUACUCGACCGAGUGGCUGCUGCCCCACUGGGUCGUGGCUGAGGGCGAUGGCCUCUUCAGGCACGAGGAAGUGGGCGAGGGCGACACCAGAGAGUUUUACUGA